Molecule: messenger RNA, 2431 nt
Organism: Fukomys damarensis (Damara mole-rat)
Lineage: Eukaryota; Metazoa; Chordata; Mammalia; Rodentia; Bathyergidae
Gene: Rpusd4
Product: RNA pseudouridine synthase D4
Exons: 7
Coding region: 73-1194 (373 amino acids)
Biological process (GO): pseudouridine synthesis
Molecular function (GO): pseudouridine synthase activity; RNA binding
Source: RefSeq, a predicted model, not a curated record
CUUCAUGUGACCCAUAGUGUCCCGCCCCCGCCUCCACGUGAUCUGGGUUCGCCCCACCCCCCCUUCGGCAAGAUGGCGGCGCCCAGUUGUAGUGCGCCUGGCCUCUGCGGCCCGCUUUUGAGGAGUCUCUUUACUCUUGUCUCAAAGCCAUUUUGUUCCACCGCUGCUGCAUCCAGGCCUCUGGACGCCCAGCAAUUAGCGGAGAAACUCCGAGCCCAGAAAAGGGAACAAAAGAGGAAAGAGGAGGCGGUGCCCACAGACCCUGUUCAGCGGAGGGUGCAGGAACUAGUGCGGUUCACACAGCAGCUGCAACGAAUUCAUCCCAACGUUCUUGCUAAGGCACUGAGCCGAGGGAUUCUCCACCAGGACAAGGAUCUUGUGGUCAUCAAUAAGCCGUACGGUCUCCCUGUCCAUGGUGGCCCUGGAGUCCAGCUCUGCAUCAGUGAAGUAUUGCCCAUCCUGGCAAAGGUGCUUCAUGGCCACAAGGCAGAGCCCUUGCAUCUGUGCCACCGGCUAGACAAGGAAACCACAGGUGUAAUGGUGCUGGCUUGGGAGAAGGAAGUAGCACAUCAAGUCCAAGAGCUGUUUAGAACCCGUCAAGUUGAAAAGAAGUACUGGGCUAUCACUGUGCGUGUCCCCAUGCCCUCAGCAGGAGUUGUGGAUAUCCCCAUCAUUGAGAAGGAGGUGCAAGGGCAGCAGCAGCACUACAAGAUGACACUGUCCCCGAGCUACCGCAUGGAAAACAGGAAGAUGGUGAAGGUGCGGACCAGCCGCAAUGCUCAGAUUGCUGUAACUCAGUACCAGGUGAUCAGCAGCACUGUGUCCUCUGCCCUCGUGGAGCUCCAGCCUGUUACUGGAAUAAAACAUCAGCUUCGAGUUCACCUGUCUUUUGGAUUGGACUGUCCAAUCCUUGGUGAUCACAAGUACUCAGACUGGAAUAGGUUGGCUCCCCAGAAGCUUCCUGUUGGCACCCUGAAGAAACUGGGACUGAUACAGUCAAAAGCUCGCUACAUCCCCCUCCACCUGCAUGCCCGGCAACUGAUCCUGCCUCCCUUUGGGUCUAGGAAGGAGGAACUCCAGCUGGUCUGCAAGCUUCCUCGCUUCUUUGUACAUUCCCUGCGCCGUAUGGGUUUAGAGAUGCCAAAUCAAGAUGAAAAUGAACACAGUGAAGCCAGGCCUCCGGGAGCACAGUGAAAACUAUUGGGCAGUUCGGCCCCUGAACUCUUUGCUUUGUUUCAUGGAUGUUUCUAAUGUCUUACUUGGAAUGGAAGCCAGGAGAGCCAGGUGGGAUAAGUUGAAGAGACCCAGCUGCUUCUGGGCUUUUAAAGGAAAAUAAUGGCUAUUUACUGAGAAUUUGUCAACCCUGUAGGAAAGCCUGAUGGCAGUUUCCUGGACACAGGGUCUCUUUGCCAAGAUGGAAGUGAACCCAGGAGAAGGCAUAUUGGGACAGUAAUUGGAAAAGGAGAUCUAAAGCUAGACUCUGGUCAGAAAUGGUUUCAUCCACAGGAAAGCUUUUGAGCUGUUAGGUUAACAUUCAUACAGUGGAUCCUUGACUAACUUAGUUCAUUUGCAAGGGCUGUCCAGUGUUCUUAGACAGACAUUGGCGCAGGAUUCUCAAUUAACCCAAUACAGGAAAGGAUGUUAUAAUGUACCUUACAGAACUCUUUAAGUGUUUAAUCUGUAUCUGAGACCCAUCUUAACCCACAGUCGGCCAGCUUUUGGGUCAAGACUUUUGUGGUAAGUUAAAACUAAAAUUCCAGUUGUGACCCAAAUUAUUUUCAUGUCAGGCUGGUUGUAAGUUGAGGGCCCACUGUAGUUGGAAGGACUAUAACAGUUAAACACAGAUCAUGGGUCCUGACUUCGAUCCCAAGUACUGGGAAAAAAUAAAACAGAGAUUAUGGAAUCCUUUCCAUAGGAAAACCGUAUAUAUAAACCAUAUCCGUAGUUUUAGGCAUUCACUGGGGGUCUUGGAAUGUAUCCCUUUUGGUAAGAGUAGACCUUGGUGUUGAGAACACACCUUUCUAAACCUCCUUCCCUAUUUUUAUACUAUUAACAUGAGUUAUGAAUUUAAAAGCACAAAUGAGGUGACUAUAUUUGUUUAUAUAAGGCCUAAAUAUUUUGACUUUUUUCCUCUAGUAAACAUUCUUGAGACAAGAAUGUGACACUUAGGAACUAUUGAUGAUUGACUUUUGUUCAGGGAGACGUGAACAAGGAUGCUCAGAGGAAUGGAGAACUGUAUUAGAAGAAUAGAUGAUGGGAAUACAAGUUGAUUGGAAAAUAUAGAAAAGGGGUGGGCUAGUAAGGGUGCACUAGAAAAGAGACUGAGGUUUUAUAUCCUCUACCCUGUGUUAGGUCUCCUCUCAGUGUGGGUCUACAUUCUGUAAUUUGGCAACUGAAUACUGUAUUAAAAGUCCCUGGGGACAUUCGCUUA